CUACAUGGCCAGGGCUGUUAUGUUGCAUUAUUAAUGGAACAACUCAGUUGCAACAAAGAAAAUGAAGCGAACUGCGACAAUAUUUGUACAGGUGAGAGGAAAGAAAAGGAGAGAGACACAAGUUUCAUCCGGAAGGUCAGCUUCAUCCGAGAAUCAGUAAGUGACAGCAGAGUGCCGGAAAGGAAAUUCAGUGGAGCACCUGACUCCAAACGGAGUAGCGUGCCUUCACAAGAGACUGAGGUUGAGCAUGGACAAGCUCUGAGCAGUCCCAAGGUGCCCAAAAAGUUCAUCUCUACAUGGCGUCAAGCUUGUGACAGAACCAAGGAUCGGACCAAGGAGCUGCUGAAGAGGUGGAGGACUCUCCCCGAGGGCAACGCAGAGAUGAUGGCAGCAGGAGCCUCACAGCUGCAGCCCCAGACUAACACUGACAACCCUCACAACUGGAGCGUUCAUGUGUGGGCAUCUUACAUUAAAAGAUAUCCUAGUGAAGAUGAGAAUCUUAUGUCAUUUGAUGAGAAUGCACCUUCCACAUUAAACCUUUUAUCCUCCACACAAAAAGAAAAGAUGAGCCAUUUCUUUUCACACCUGCUUGACAGUGACCAAGAUGACCUCAUAUCUGAACAAGACUUUGACAAUUUUUCUGAGAAACUGAGGAGAUAUGCAGAUUGGUCAACGAACAGUCCUCAGUUUCUCAUCAUGGUCCAAGUACAGCAGGGAUUCCUUGACACCUUCUUACCAACUGAUCCAGAAAUAGAAGGAGAUGAUGUCUCAGAGUCCUGGAAACGCUAUGUCAGUCUAGAAGAGUGGCUCAGCACAUGGGGCAUGUUGGUGUCCAAGGCUACCAACCUUAAUGACUUUCCGCUCUGGUUGCAUUACCUUCCUAAAAUUCUUUUCCAAGCAAUUAACAAGAGUGGGAGUGGAAUCAUAUCCAGGGAUGAAUUAGGCUCGUUCUAUUCGUCCAUACUGGGCUACACCACACAGCGAGUGGGUGAAAUACUUGAUGAGGCUUUUAACUCCCUCACUUCAAAUGGUGACCACCCCAUAUCAUACUCUGUAUAUCGCUUGGUCUUCACCAACUUCCUUCUAGGGAGGUAUCCCAAUGGUCCAGGCCAGUACCUGUUUGGCUGUGUUACCAAGAAACCGGACUGCUUCCCCAUUGACUACAGCGCUCUCAACUGUCAGCCCGAGGACCGAGAACACUACACUCCUGACAAGAAGAGCAAUCGCGUGUCCAUUGUUGUUUAGAUUUCCCUUCAACUCAAAGAGAAGAUGAAAUCUCACGAAUAACGACCCUGAUAAUUUAACUUGUAAAUGUUUCAAAAUUUACUUUUAACGUUUGGCUAAGUUUAAAAUACUGAAAAAUCUGAUUUCAUCUUUAGCCUGGCAAAACAAAAAUAGUUUGUUAAGAUUUAAGAUUGUGAUAUCUAAAUAAAUUAUUGGUUAUGUGUAAUACUCAGAAAUUCUGAAAAUUAUAUUUACAGCCAUAUUAACAAUAUUUAUAAUUCCAUUUUGCAACAUAAAUCAAUGAGAUCAAAAAGUGUUUGUCUAUGAAUGUACUCUUCCUCAAAUCACUGAAUGUAGGAAUUCAAAAUUCAGAAAAUGUGUGGAAAUUUAAAAAGAUUUGUUUCUUAUAAUAUGGUGCAUAAUAUGAGUGUUGCAGACUGUUUUACAGA
Messenger RNA from Macrosteles quadrilineatus (aster leafhopper), 1673 nucleotides. RefSeq lists its product as uncharacterized. Bases 34 to 1245 code for a protein of 403 amino acids. The record is from RefSeq and is a predicted model, not a curated record. The transcript has 8 exons. NCBI's taxonomy places the organism in Eukaryota, Metazoa, Arthropoda, Insecta, Hemiptera, Cicadellidae.